GAGCUAUAUAAAGGCCACCAACACUCCACGCACUCACAGUUCCCUGCUAACUCCCUAAGGAACACUAAGAUGCAUUUCUCCUUCCUGACGGCGCUCUUGAUGGUGGCAAUGGUGGCGGCGGCUCCUGAGGCCCAGUACGGCUAUCAGGCCCCUAAGUGCAAGCCUGAGAUCCAGUACGUGACCCGGACGGAGACUGUGCCCGAGUACGUAACCACAACCCAGUACCAGACUCACACGCAAUACCAGACUCAGUACCAGCCGCACUACGUCACCCAUACGCAGCAGGUGCCACAGUACGUCACCCAUACGCAGACGGUGCCCGAGUACAUCACCCAGACGGUGCCUCAGUACGUCACCAGCACGGAGUACGAGAAGCAGUACGUCACCGUCACCAAGCCAUGCCCGAGCUCAGGAGGUUAUGGUGGAUAUCACGGCUAAUGUCUCCCGAGGAGUCUCCGUGGUGUUUAAGGCUCGGAAACGGCUUUUACAAUUUAUAUAAUAAACAGUUGAAUAAA
This is a messenger RNA of Penaeus chinensis, 515 nucleotides long. RefSeq lists its product as uncharacterized. The transcript is spliced from 5 exons. The coding region runs from base 70 to 438 and encodes 122 amino acids. The record is from RefSeq and is a predicted model, not a curated record. Lineage: Eukaryota; Metazoa; Arthropoda; Malacostraca; Decapoda; Penaeidae.